Lontra canadensis (Northern American river otter) is the source of this 6394-nucleotide messenger RNA. RefSeq names its product zinc finger protein 536 (gene ZNF536). Gene Ontology annotation, biological process: regulation of DNA-templated transcription. The transcript is spliced from 8 exons. NCBI's taxonomy places the organism in Eukaryota, Metazoa, Chordata, Mammalia, Carnivora, Mustelidae. The record is from RefSeq and is a predicted model, not a curated record. Gene Ontology annotation, molecular function: DNA-binding transcription factor activity, RNA polymerase II-specific; RNA polymerase II cis-regulatory region sequence-specific DNA binding. Gene Ontology annotation, cellular component: nucleus. Bases 1505 to 5737 code for a protein of 1410 amino acids.
CUUACAUUAUUUACCAAAGCGUUUGCCUUGAGGACCAGCAUUUGCAAAGUUGCCUUAAAAAAGUUAUUUUGUUUGAUAAUUAAGUCCUGGAGCCCACCGCGUGAUGAUUAUUCUGGACCCAUAAGGCAGAGAACCUGCGUGACGUUUUUCUCGAAGUUUAAUUACCGUAUGCUAAUUUCCUUGCCUACUACGUGAUUAAUUAAAAUCAUAUUUUCAUAAUCAUUUGGCACUAGUAUUGUUUUAGAAUUAUCAUGAUCUUCUAAAUAGUGUCUGUAAAUAAAGUCGCCUCUAAUGGCAGGCGCGGGAGGCGAGGCUGAGGACCUCUUCGUGUUUGUAUCGCGGCGAUUGGCAACAUAACUGCCUUAUUUACAUUAAAUACGCCACAAGGUUACAGCGCGGAUCAACGUCAUUUGAUCGCUGAUGACUCCCUUAAACGCCCGGGCUGUGACUGAUUCUCCGCGUCCCGCUGUCCACCGAGAUUCACCCGGGAGUUUUUUUUUUUUUUUUUUUUUUUUUUUUCCCCCAGAAAAGAAACAGACUUUAAAUAGUUUCAGGAGCAGGUAAGAAUUAAGCUUUUUCCUCUCCCCCUUUCCAUCUCUCUCUCCUCUCCCUCUGUGGCAAUCUCUCUCUCCCUCUCGGCUGGAUAAAAAAUUCUUUAGUCAAAGGCAGGAAUGCAAAGUAGUGACAAGCGAAGGGGCUGAUAUAUGUCUCAGUAACGAGUCUGACAAUCAGAAUGUAGCUCUUGGAGAAUAGAUAGAUUUUAAUAAGUGUGUUUACAUGAGCUCAAGGUCAGAAGCAAGCUGCGCUGUGUUAAAUGGUUUCUUAGUUGCUAGACAGAGAGAAAAAAUGGACGAUCACACACCAUUCUUUGUAGAUUAUUAUAUCAAGGGUUCAGUCUCUGGCUCAUCAAAGCUAAAUGCCGCAAGACCUAUCUAGUUGCUGUGAAUUAUGCCAGGGCGACAAUGGAGAGCGUUUUUAAUGGUACAAUGCAUUUCACCUACCAGAUAGGGGGAGGCCGAGCCGGGGAUGGGGAUGUCUGCUGGGGCUGGGUGAUGAGUAUCAAUGAACGGGGCGAUUCUGAAAAGAGGCAGAUGAAAAUCGAGCCCGCCCUGCCCCGGCUGGGCUGGGAACAGUUCACAGGGCUCUGCCGAGUGGGCGAGCGAGGCGCGCGAGCAGGGCGCCCGUCCCCCCUCAGCCCCGGAAAAUGAUCAAGUCAAUCAUGUGGACAUGUUUCAUUAUUCAUUGAACACAAUCUUUUACAACGCUCCGUUUACGUGCCCGAGUUUGCUCCCGACGCCCGCGUUUCAAUGUUUAAGUUCCGGCCCACCACGGCUUUAAGGAUACCCUUCACCCAGGAGGGAGCUCCAUUGCUUUAAGACUUGCCUGGGAACCGGGACGCCCCUCUGGCGAUCUGUCAGUGCCUGGAUCAGCUACAUCCUUUCUGGGGUAUUUUGUUACCAGACUGACAGUCCUUAAGACAAGUAUGCAGUUAAGCUGCUAAGGGAUGGAAGAAGCCAGUCUGUGCCUUGGAGUGUCCUCGGCGGCCCCGGAAGCUGAGCCCCACCUGAGCGGCCCUGUCCUCAACGGCCAGUAUGCCAUGAGUCAGAAGUUGCACCAGAUCACCUCCCAGCUCAGCCAUGCCUUCCCCGAGCUGCAUCCCCGGCCCAACCCGGAAGAGAAGACCCCCGCGCCCCUCGACGAGAAGGCGCACGUGCCCAUGAGCGGCCAGCCCAUGGGCAGUCAGAUGGCGCUCCUGGCCAACCAGCUGGGCCGGGACGUCGACACCAGCCUCAACGGGCGGGUGGACCUGCAGCAGUUCCUCAACGGGCAGAACCUGGGCAUCAUGUCCCAGAUGAGCGACAUCGAGGACGACGCCCGCAAAAACCGCAAGUACCCGUGCCCGCUGUGCGGCAAGCGUUUCCGCUUCAACAGCAUCCUCUCCCUGCACAUGCGCACUCACACCGGCGAGAAGCCCUUCAAGUGUCCCUACUGCGACCACCGGGCGGCGCAGAAGGGCAACCUCAAGAUCCACCUGCGGACCCACAAGCUGGGCAACCUGGGGAAGGGGCGCGGGCGGGUGCGCGAGGAGAACCGCCUGCUGCACGAGCUGGAGGAGCGGGCCAUCCUGCGGGACAAGCAGAUGAAGAGCAGCCUGCUGCAGCCGCGGCCGGACCUGAAGCCGCUGCCGCACGCGCAGCCCGCCCCGCUGGCCACCUGCAACCUGGCCCUGCCCGCCAACCACAGCGUGCCCGACGCGGCCAACCCGGUGCCCUCGCCCAAGCCGGCCAGCGUGCAGGAGGACGCCGUGGUCCCGGCCGCCGGCUUCCGCUGCACCUUCUGCAAGGGCAAGUUCAAGAAGCGCGAGGAGCUGGACCGCCACAUCCGCAUCCUGCACAAGCCCUACAAGUGCACGCUGUGCGACUUCGCCGCCUCCCAGGAGGAGGAGCUCAUCAGCCACGUGGAGAAGGCCCACAUCACCGCCGAGUCGGCGCAGGGCCAGGGCCCCAACGGCGGCGGGGAGCAGGCGGCCAACGAGUUCCGCUGCGAGGUGUGCGGCCAGGUGUUCAGCCAGGCCUGGUUCCUCAAGGGCCACAUGCGGAAGCACAAAGACUCCUUCGAGCACUGCUGCCAGAUCUGCGGCCGCCGCUUCAAAGAGCCCUGGUUCCUCAAGAACCACAUGAAGGUCCACCUCAACAAGCUGUCCGUGAAGAGCAAGUCCCCCAGCGACCCGGAGGUGCCCGUGCCCAUGGGUGGCAUGUCCCAGGAGGCCCACGCCAAUCUGUACUCCAGGUACCUGUCUUGCCUUCAGAGCGGCUUCAUGGCCCCAGACAAGGCCAGCCUGAGCGAGCCCAGCCAGCUCUACGGCAAAGGGGAGCUGCCCAUGAAGGAGCGGGAGGUCCUGGGCAAGCUGCUGUCGCCCAUCUCCGGCAUGGCCCACGGGGUUCCCGAGGGCGACAAGCACUCCCUCCUGGGGUGCCUCAACCUUGUGCCGCCGCUCAAGUCCAGCUGCAUCGAGCGGCUGCAGGCGGCUGCCAAAGCGGCCGAGAUGGACCCCGUGAACAGCUACCAGGCUUGGCAACUCAUGGCCAGGGGCAUGGCCAUGGAACAUGGUUUCUUGUCUAAAGAUCAUCAGCUACAACGCAACCACGAAGACACUUUGGCAAACGCUGGAGUGAUGUUCGAUAAGGAGAAGCGGGAGUACGUGUUAGUGGGAGCAGAUGGCUCCAAGCAGAAAAUGCCUGCUGAUUUGGUUCACAGCACUAAAGUGGGCAAUCAGAGAGACCUGCCAAAUAAGCUCGACCCUCUAGAAGGCAGUCGGGAUUUUUUGUCGCACGGGCUGAACCAGGCGCUCGACUAUAACCUGCAGGGGCCCGGGAGCAUGAAGGAGAAGCCCACGGAGUGCCCCGACUGCGGCCGGGUGUUCCGCACCUACCAUCAGGUGGUCGUGCACUCCCGAGUCCACAAGCGGGACCGCAAGGGCGAGGAGGACGGGCUGCACGUGGGUCUGGACGAGCGGCGCGGCUCGGGCAGUGACCAGGAGUCCCAGUCGGUGAGCCGCUCCACCACGCCGGGCUCCUCCAACGUCACCGAGGAGAGCGGGGCUGGCGGUGGGCUCUCCCAGACGGGGAGUGCCCAGGAGGACAGCCCACACCCCUCCUCGCCGUCCUCCUCAGACAUCGGCGAGGAGGCUGGGAGAGCCGCUGGGGUCCAGCAGCCCUCACUGCUUCGAGACAGGAGCCUGGGCUCGGCCAUGAAGGACUGCCCGUACUGUGGGAAGACCUUCCGGACAUCCCAUCACCUAAAGGUGCACCUGCGGAUACACACAGUGUGUGUCCACACCAUAACCAGCGGGAGGAAAGGAAGUGACUUGUACCCACAAGGUGUAUUGACGCAGCCUCCCGGCGAUGUAAAAGGUGAGAAACCUUACAAAUGUCCCCACUGUGACUAUGCGGGCACCCAGUCAGCAUCCCUAAAAUACCACUUAGAGCGGCACCACCGGGAGCGGCAGAACGGAGCCGGGCCCCUGUCUGGACAGCCCCCAAACCAAGACCACAGGGACGAGCUGUCCAACAAAGCUGCUUUGUUUAUCAGGCCAGACAUCCUGAGGGGGGCCUUCAAGGGUCUCCCUGGAAUCGACUUCAGAGGCGGCCCUGCUUCCCAGCAGUGGACAGCGGGCGUGCUCUCGUCCACAGAUCACGCGGGGCAGGCCACCGGCAUGACUUCCGAGGCCCCUUCGGACACGCUGAAAGGCACCGACCUUCCUUCCAAAAGCGCCCACUUCUCCGAAAUUGGAAGAGCUUACCAGAGUAUUGUGAGCAACGGUGUGAAUUUCCAGGGGUCCUUGCAAGCUUUCAUGGACAGCUUCGUCCUAAGCUCCUUGAAGAAGGAGAAGGACAUGAAGGACAAAGGCCCGUCUGACCCUCCGUCCAUGAAGGUGCACGGGCCGGACGGCGGGGAGGACAAAGCCAGCGUGAAGGCAGUCCCCAGGAAGUCGGAGAAAUCGCAGCACGAGCCUCUGGACUUGUCGGUGCGGCCGGACGCCGCGUCGCUGCCAGGCUCGUCGGUGACCGUGCAAGACAGCAUCGCGUGGCACGGCUGCUUGUUCUGUGCUUUCACGACCUCGUCUGUGGAGCUCAUGGCCCUUCACCUGCAGGCCAACCACCUGGGCAAGGCCAAGCGCAAAGACAGCGCCGUCGGGGUGACGGUCAACUGCAAAGACCAGGCCCGGGAGGCGGGCAAGGUGGCCCUGCUGCCCUCGGCACAGUCGAACAAAGACAUGGCACUCUCUGGCCUGAUCGGGCCUCUAGAGGCUGCUUCAGAGAAGACAGCCCCGGGGCCGGGCAAGGAGACUCUGGGGGAGCCCAAGAGCGGCACGUGGCCUGGCCUGGUGGACCCCGCGUUUUGCAACUUCCCAUCAGACUUCUACAAGCAGUUUGGCGUCUACCCGGGCCUGGUGGGCUCGGGCGCCUCCAGCUCCUGCCCGGCCCAGGAGCCCGACGGGAAGUCCCACGCGGAGGAUGACGCCCCGAUCCUGAUCCCCGAGACCGCCAGCAAGAACGCUACCGAUGACCUCUCCGACAUUGCCUCCUCGGAGGACAUGGACUCCUCCAAGGGAGAGAACAACGACGAAGACGAUCUGGAGACCGAGCCGGAGAUGAUGAGCAAACCCCAGUCCGCCCUCGGCAAGGAUGGCGGCGGCAGCGGCGACAGUGGCGAUAGCCUGCUGCCCGCGGGCGCCCCUCAGCCCGUCCAGGGACUAGUCUCGCCGGUGACCCCGGCGCCCGAGAAGCAGUGGCACGGCCCGGGCCUGCUUCCAGCCCAGGACCCCUCGGCGGGCCUGCCCAAGCCGGAGCGGGGCCCCCCGGGCCUGGAGAAGCCGAUGAACAUGCUGUCGGUCCUCAGGGCCUACAGUUCUGAUGGCUUAGCAGCCUUUAACGGACUUGCGAGUAGCACAGCAAAUUCUGGAUGUAUCAAGAGGCCAGACUUGUGUGGUCACAGGCCUUUUCAGUGCCGAUACUGUCCCUACAGUGCCUCUCAGAAGGGGAACCUGAAGACCCACGUCCUCUGCGUCCAUCGUAUGCCUUUUGACAACAGUCAGUACCCCGAUCGCCGGUUCAAACGCUCCAGAGUCGACUCGGAGGCUUCUGGGAAUUUCGAAGACCCCACAGCUGUCAAGGCGGGGAGCUCAGCAGAGCUAACAGAGGAGGGCUGCAAAGCCCAGGAGGAGCGUAACUGAGCAAACUGACCUGUAUAUUGCAAUAUUAUUUUACACAGUUUUAAGAUUAUGCAUCUGGUAAAAGAGUUUGCUAACUGCAUUCCAAGGGGAAAAAAGAAAAAUCAUGUACAACCCCCCAACUAGUGUAUAGAACAUUUAAAAAAUUUAAAAAGAUAUCUAUAUAUAUAUAUUAAAAAAAAAAAAACACAAAAACACACUCAAAAAAAAAAAAAAAACCCACAAAAACAAGUCCCCAGCCCUUGAAAAUGGCUGCUAAACUGUUACCCGGCAACAAGUACUUCUAAACAAUGCAGGUGGAAGACGAGUGAUUUCUGAAAGGCUUGGUGUCCUCCAAGCCGGAGAAAGCUGGGGGGCCCUUCCAAACUCUGAAGUCGUCUUUGUCCCCCAGUCAUGCUCUUAACUGAAAAAUGAUACCAUCUAAAUGAUUUAGUGUUGCCUUGAAGAUGGAGGGGCUGUGUUUUCAUUGUUGAAAACACCUCUAUAAUCUGCCACCAGCUGUGGCCGUCUCCCCCCCACCCCAACCCCUAAUGAGAAGUGCUGAGAGGCAGCCGCUGGUGCCAGUCAGGCUGGAGCGGUCACUGCAGAGAAAAUCAAUUCACGUGGUGUCCCAACUGCACUCGUGGAGAAAUCCUAGCCCGCCGCGCCCACGGCUGCUGC